Moesziomyces antarcticus is the source of this 1029-nucleotide messenger RNA. Its product is annotated as succinate-CoA ligase. The record is from RefSeq and is a predicted model, not a curated record. The transcript has a single exon. Gene Ontology annotation, molecular function: succinate-CoA ligase (ADP-forming) activity; succinate-CoA ligase (GDP-forming) activity. NCBI's taxonomy places the organism in Eukaryota, Fungi, Basidiomycota, Ustilaginomycetes, Ustilaginales, Ustilaginaceae. Gene Ontology annotation, biological process: tricarboxylic acid cycle. Bases 1 to 1029 code for a protein of 342 amino acids. Gene Ontology annotation, cellular component: succinate-CoA ligase complex (ADP-forming); mitochondrion.
AUGGGUCUGCUCAAGAGCUUCGCUGCUGCCUCGCGCCGUGGACUCGCCACCAGUGCAACUCGCAGCAGCUACGCAGAUACGAUUGGCAACCUCGCCGCCGGCCCCCACUCCAACGUGAUCGUGCAGGGCUUCACGGGCAAAGCAUCGACCGUGCACACGCAAAUCUCGCUCGACAUGGGCACCAACGUCGUUGCCGGCGUCUCUCCCGGCAAGGGUGGCACCAAGCACCUCGGUGGUCGACCCGUGUUCAAUUCGGUCCAAGAGGUGCUCGAUGCGGGCAUCAAGGUGGAUGCCACCUCGGUCUUUGUGCCACCCGCUCUGGCGGCGGAUGCGAUCAUCGAGGCGAUUCGAGCCGAGAUCCCGCUCAUUGUCAGCGUUGCAGAGGGCGUUCCGGUCAAGGAUCAAUUCCGCGUGAUGGAGGCGCUGCAUUCACAGAGCAAGUCGCGGCUGGUGGGUGCCAACUCGCCCGGAUACUGCAAUCCGCGCGGAUGCAGGAUGGGUAUCUCGCCCAUGAUCACGGCUGCGCCCGGGCCGGUAGGAAUUGCCUCGCGCUCGGGAACGCUAUCGUACGAAGCUGCCUAUGCCACCAAACCGCUCGGACAGAGCUACAUCCUCGGGCUUGGAGGCGACUUUUAUCCCGGCACACGAACCGUCGAGGCACUCGAGUUCCUCAUGAACGACCCAGAAACUCACGCCAUCGUCCUGGCGGGCGAGAUCGGCGGAACGAUGGAAGAGGAGGUAUACACGCUGCUCAGCGAUCCCAACUCCAAGUAUAGGCAGCCCAAAGGCGGUAAGGGCACGUUUACCAAGCCGAUCGUCGGGUUCAUCGCGGGCCUCAACACGCCCCCCGGCCAGAUGUUCGGUCAUGCCGGCGCCAUUUGGAGGGACGAUACUAGCUCGGCACUCGAGAAACGCCAAAUGUGGAUCGAAGUUGGCAUCCGCAUGGCAGACGCGAUCGCCGACGUCGGCAAGCUCGUCCAGGAGGAAAUGGCCUCCUACGGCCUCGACAUCCCCAAAUCCACCGCCUAA